AUGAAGUUCAUCCUACCUUUCACUCUCCUGAGCGGGAUCGCUAUAGCAUUCAAUAGCCAAGCCUGCAUCAAACAUCCUUCAAUUGCACAAGCCCUUCGCGGGAUCUGCGGCAUGGAAAACCUCGUAGUUCCCUCGAAUGCCGCCAUGAAAGGAGCAACUUCCAGCGACGAUGAUGCAUUUCUACAGAUAGUCGGUAAGCAAGAACAAAAAACGCAGCAUGAAAACGAAGAAUGA
Messenger RNA from Ramularia collo-cygni, 234 nucleotides. RefSeq lists its product as uncharacterized. The transcript is spliced from 2 exons. The record is from RefSeq and is a predicted model, not a curated record. Bases 1 to 234 code for a protein of 77 amino acids. NCBI's taxonomy places the organism in Eukaryota, Fungi, Ascomycota, Dothideomycetes, Mycosphaerellales, Mycosphaerellaceae.